ACAGGCAUAUGACAGCAGCAACAGCAACCGGAGCCUUCUCCGGGCGGGUUUUGCUGCAGUACUCUGAUUGCCACUUUACAGCAUCCAGCGAGGUCCCCAGCAGCAGGCACUUGGAGAAGACUCUGCGUGGGCACUUGUUUAAGGAGUACCUGACUAAACAAUUGGGUUAUUCUUUAACUGCGGGAGAAGUGCCUGUGUUCCCUGCGCGGAAGCUCCCUACUGGCUUUCUGCAUUCCUAAUUUAUCGGAGCCGUUUCUCGCUCCGGCUUUCUCCCGUUUACUUCUUUUUCUAACACCAACCCCCCCCCCCCCCCCCCCUUUUCUCUCCCCUCUAGUAUCUUUUUUUUUCUUUUUCCGUUCGUUCUUCACCCCCCUCCCCCCUCCCCAAAUCUGUGCUGCAUCACUAGCUCUCAUUAUGCUGUGCUCAGUAGCCCAGUGCGUUCUCCGCCUCUGCUAGGCAGUGGCAGCAUGGAUGGUGCUCUUGUGACGACCUCUGCUGAUGCUAUCAGUCCACUGCGGAUAGGCAUGCUGAGUAAUCCUGCUGUAAAUGGGCGAGGACACGGACACACGAAAAAUUAACCACGGCUUUCUUCGAGACCACAACUAUGUGACUGAAGGUAUAGCAAGGGCGGCAGCAAUGCAAGCUUCCCCACAUUGUCCUGCCAAUGUUCCUCAACCCACUUCUGAAGAGGUCACUUCUGGAGCUGAUAUUAUUUCUACAGUUGAGUUCAACCACACUGGAGAACUGCUGGCUACUGGUGACAAGGGGGGUCGGGUUGUUAUAUUCCAAAGGGAACCUGAGAGUAAAAAUGAGCCUUACAAUCAGGGGGAGUACAAUGUUUACAGCACUUUCCAGAGCCAUGAACCUGAAUUUGAUUAUUUGAAGAGCUUGGAGAUAGAAGAAAAAAUAAACAAGAUCAAGUGGUUACCACAGCAAAAUGCAGCUCACUCACUUUUAUCAACGAAUGAUAAAACAAUCAAGUUAUGGAAAAUUACUGAAAGAGAUAAGAGACCAGAGGGGUACAACUUAAAAGAUGAAGAAGGAAAGCUUAAAGAUCUUUCUACCGUAACAUCACUGCAGGUGCCUGUACUGAAACCUAUGGAUUUGAUGGUAGAAGUCACUCCCCGGAGAAUCUUUGCUAAUGGUCAUACCUAUCACGUCAACUCAAUAUCUGUCAACAGUGACUGUGAGACGUACAUGUCAGCGGAUGAUCUCAGGAUUAACCUCUGGCAUUUAGCAAUCACAGAUAGGAGCUUCAACAUUGUAGAUAUAAAGCCAGCCAACAUGGAGGACCUGACAGAAGUGAUUACAGCCUCUGAGUUUCAUCCCCAUCACUGCAAUCUCUUUGUCUACAGCAGCAGCAAAGGAUCCCUGAGACUCUGCGACAUGAGGGCAUCAGCUCUCUGUGACAAACAUUCCAAGCUUUAUGAAGAACCAGAAGACCCCAGUAACAGAUCGUUUUUCUCAGAAAUUAUCUCUUCAGUGUCAGAUGUCAAGUUCAGUCACAGUGGUAGAUACAUGCUAACAAGGGAUUACCUCACAGUCAAGGUUUGGGAUCUGAACAUGGAAACAAAGCCUGUAGAAACAUACCAGGUCCACGAUUACCUUAGGAGCAAGUUGUGUUCCCUCUAUGAAAAUGACUGCAUCUUUGACAAGUUUGAAUGUGCAUGGAAUGGAUCAGACAGUGUGAUCAUGACAGGUGCAUACAACAACUUCUUUCGGAUGUUCGAUCGGAACACCAAGCGGGACGUGACCCUGGAGGCCUCGCGGGAGAGCAGCAAGCCACGAGCUAUUCUUAAGCCCCGGAGAGUCUGCGUUGGAGGCAAGCGGAGGAAAGAUGACAUCAGUGUCGACAGUUUGGACUUUACUAAGAAGAUCUUGCACACAGCAUGGCACCCGACUGAGAACAUCAUUGCUAUAGCAGCGACAAACAAUCUGUACAUAUUUCAGGAUAAAGUGAACUCAGAGAUGCACUAAGAUUUAUUGAUAUCCCUCUCUAUUUACAAACCAGCCUCUUGAGAGUUGUAGAAGGAUGUGGUCUUCACAAAAGUUUUGGGCUUCUGUGGUGGGAUUUGUAGGUUGCAUCCUUUCAUCCCUCAGCCUGUAUCAUUACUGGUGGCAAGCCAACUAUUUUCCAUCACUGCAACUGUAUGAGUAAAAGGCACGACUGCAAAUCCAGCCCUGUGGUCUGUAUCGGUUUCUUUAAACAAAGAGGGGUAUCUAUUCACCUGGGGAGUGCUCCUGAGGGAGGGCUAAGACUCUUCCCCUCCUGUCAGUCCUUUGGAGGGUCUCAGUGGUUGACAGGACCAUGCUGUUCUGGUGCCCUUCCUGCUUUUGCAGUUCACAGCAUUUACCACAUUGUUAAAGCUUUUUGCCUCAAGCUCUUGAUUAUUUUUUUUCAUUAACUUUUUCCUGUCUUCCAACUAAGCCAGGCUUGAGUGAAUGAAUAGCCUCAGCCUUGUUGAGCAUGUGGCACACUGGAGUGGCCUCAUAAUUAUCAUUGGAAGCAGAAUCCCUGUUGGUGAAAAACUUCCUUGUCUUGCCCCUCCCAUUCCUUCUUUCCAGCACCCUCUUAUCCUUUAUUUAUUCACUUAGGUUGUGUUCAGCUCCCCAGGUGAGUAAGGGGCAGACUGGUGUAGUUAAAUCAGCCAGCCUCUCUUAAGAAGGUUAUUCUCCCUAGAGCUCUUUUUAAAGCAGUAUCUAGUACCUUCAUCAUGUGCAGGGCUAUCAAAACCCCUUGCUAUUGUCCCUCCAGAGGGACUGGCUGAUCAGGCACAGUCUGGCAGUUAACAUGCAAAGCUGUCCUACCAUGUGGGGGAUGAAGUUCUGGAAACCUUGGCUAGAAGUGUUGAAGGCAAGGGUGGACUUCAGUGAGAACAAAGUUACCUCACUGCUAGACACUGCAAAAAGUCUCUGGCUGGUUGUGUGCAGCAUAGUUAUUUGAAUCCUGGCGUUUGGGGCACAGAGGCAGUGCUAUGGGGGCUCUAACCGUGAGAGAAGAGAUGCACAAGGAGGUGCAGCACUGCUAAAAGCGUUAAAAUUCACUGAGCUGGGUCCUCUGCAGGCAGACAAAACCUUUCCUGGAGAAACAGGUUUUGUUUGGAGGGUUUGAUUUUUUUUUCCUUCUUCCAUGCAAAUUGUCUUAGAUCUGUCUCUGGUUUAAAAUGAUGAUGGAAAGGGAAAGCAACAUGCACUGAGUCUAGUGCAUGCAGGAAUUAUAUGGGAACAAUGCAGUUGGCAGGGAAUCCUCCUAACCCAGGAAAAGAAAACUCUGCUGCAUCCCUGAAGCUCUGGCAAAAAAAAAAAAAAAAAAAAAUCCCAAAGGAUUUCUCCUCAAACCAUGAGUAAAAGAGCACAACCCUGCUGACCUGUUAAUCAGCCCCUAUUAAAACUCCUCAGGCAAACCCAACCUCUUUAAGCCAUUAUGCACUGAUCUUGAUAAGUGGAGAAUGGACCUAUGAAGGGAGCUGCAUGCUUUUGUAUUUGAAUUUAGGGGAAAGAGUGGGUGAAAAUCUGCUUACACUAACUUAAAAAAACCCAAGACUUCAGCUUUUCUAUGACAGCACCACACCUGAUACCUGUACCUUUUGAAGUUUUCUGGCUCAAUGCUGUGUCUUUUGUGUGUAGAAGCACAGACGCAUGUGCAGCAGGUUCUAGCCACACCAAACGUGUAGGGUUUGAACCGUGUAGGUUCAUUUUCAAGGCAACAAGGAAUGUCUGUCUGUAUAAUGCUGUGUGCUGCAGCAGGCAUGGACAGUACCUGUACAUAUUUAUUCUAAGGACAUUUAACUAAAUUGCUUUUCUCUAUUUUCCCCCCCAUCCCCUUUUGUUCCUCGUAGAAAAGGUUUAACAACGUGGUAAAUUGUAUAGAACACUUCUCAAUGUCAAACUACUGCUUCAAGGGUAUCAGACAAUUUGACUUUUGGCCUCCUCCAUUAACCUUUGCAGCUCAAAAAAUAAUAAAAAAGAAACACAAAAAAGAAAAAGAAGCUAUCAGCUCAUAUUGGCAACCACACCUAGAAGUACUGUAAAACAUAGAGUUAGCUUUUGCCAUUCUCAAGGAAAGGAUAACUUAUUAUAACACAGAUCUUAAUGCAACACUUCUUUCGGUUCGUUUUUCAUCUGAAGUACCUUACUCUGUUACAGCUUCAGGUACCAAAAAACCCCAGAAUGUUCAAAAGAAAGAAAUACAUCUUUGGAGCUUUAUAAAGCUAAUUCAACACCCAAGCAAAACACCAUGAAGUGAUUAUAGAGGAAAUAGAUAGAAACCUUUCAAAGACCAGUACUCCAUCCUGUCUUGGCCAUCACUACUGCAGAGCGGUUUCCCGGUUACUUGAAUGUAUGGAAAGUUAACAUCGUCAUUGUGAACCUUCCCAACUUACUUUUUUUCUUUCUUCCUUUUUUUUUUUUUUUUUUUUUUUAAGUUUGAGCUUUCAGUGGUGUAGAGUAAGUGAUGGUAAAGUUGGUAAACCUGAUUAUUUUGAAAGCUGUUGUUCAUGGCUGCAUUCUUUGUGUUGCACAACUUAGCUAACUGUUGUUGAAUAAAAAUAUAAAUAUGUUAA
Pogoniulus pusillus (Red-fronted tinkerbird) is the source of this 4562-nucleotide messenger RNA. It is a transcript of the gene PPP2R2C, whose product is annotated as protein phosphatase 2 regulatory subunit Bgamma. The coding region runs from base 547 to 1977 and encodes 476 amino acids. The record is from RefSeq and is a predicted model, not a curated record. The transcript has 10 exons. Gene Ontology annotation, molecular function: protein binding; protein phosphatase regulator activity. Gene Ontology annotation, cellular component: cytosol; protein phosphatase type 2A complex. NCBI's taxonomy places the organism in Eukaryota, Metazoa, Chordata, Aves, Piciformes, Lybiidae.